UUUGCUGCAACGCAUAUUUGUCCACUUUGCAGAGAACCUGGCUGAGAGUUCACUGCUCAACAAGCUGCUCCACACCUCGCUGGUAGAGAACAGCCACCACGUGGAGCUGCUGCAGCAGGACCCCUCCUCCCCGCUCUUCUCCAUCAGAACCUUCGAGGAGCUGCACCUGAAAAAGGAGCUUUUACAGGGUGUGCACACCAUGGGCUUCACCAGGCCUUCGAAGAUCCCGGCGAAUGCUCUGCCCCUCUCGAUGGCACGUCCGUGAGUCCUGACCCCGCAGGAAGGGGUGAACCAGCCCCGGUGCUCUGCCUCCCUGUGGUGCUGGCGCACAGAGCCCAGACUUCUGCUGCU
Meleagris gallopavo (turkey) is the source of this 351-nucleotide messenger RNA. Lineage: Eukaryota; Metazoa; Chordata; Aves; Galliformes; Phasianidae. The record is from RefSeq and is a predicted model, not a curated record.